Dipodomys spectabilis (banner-tailed kangaroo rat) is the source of this 7437-nucleotide messenger RNA. RefSeq names its product nuclear receptor binding SET domain protein 2 (gene Nsd2). The transcript is spliced from 10 exons. Gene Ontology annotation, molecular function: histone H3K36 methyltransferase activity. The coding region runs from base 111 to 2051 and encodes 646 amino acids. Gene Ontology annotation, cellular component: nucleus; chromatin. Lineage: Eukaryota; Metazoa; Chordata; Mammalia; Rodentia; Heteromyidae. The record is from RefSeq and is a predicted model, not a curated record. Gene Ontology annotation, biological process: regulation of DNA-templated transcription.
CCCUGCCCUCCGCGGCCUCGCGCCCGCCGCCGCCGGACAGCCGCCACCGGACAGCCGGGCCGAGGAUGCGACGCAGCGCAGUGUUUUAAGAAUCAAAGCAUCUAGGCUGGAUGGAAUUUAGCAUCAAUAAAAGUCCCCUUUCUGUUCAGAAAGUUGUAAAGUGCAUGAAGAUGAAGCAGACACCAGAAAUCCUUGGCAAUGGAAAUGGAAAGACUCAGAACUGCGAAGUGAACCACGAAUGUUCUGUAUUCCUCAGCAAAGCUCAGCUUUCCAACAGCCUACAGGAAGGGGUCAUGCAGAAGUUUAAUGGCCACGAUGCACUUCCUUUUAUUCCUGCUGAGAAGUUGAAAGAUCUUACUUCCCGUGUGUUUAAUGGAGAACCUGAUGCUCAUGAUGCCAAAUUGUGUUUUGAGUCCCAGGAAGCAAAAGGAAUUGGGACACCACCCAACACAACCCCUGUCAAAAACGGCUCUCCAGAAAUUAAGCUGAAAAUUACCAAAACAUACAUGAAUGGGAAGCCUCUUUUUGAAUCUUCCAUCUGUGGCGACAGUGCUGCUGAGAUGUCUCAAUUGGAAGAAAACGGACAAAAAAUGGAGAGCAAAGCAAGGAGGAACAGGAAGAGGAGCAUAAAAUAUGACUCCUUACUGGAGCAAGGCCUUGUGGAAGCAGCUCUAGUGUCUAAGAUCUCAAGUCCUGCAGAAAAAAAGAUUUCAGUUAAGAAAGAAUCCUGUCCUAACACUGGCAGAGACAAGGAGCACUUGUUGAAGUACAACGUGGGUGAUUUAGUGUGGUCCAAAGUAUCUGGUUACCCCUGGUGGCCUUGCAUGGUGUCCGCUGACCCACUUCUUCACAACUAUACCAAACUUAAAGGUCAGAAAAAGAGUGCACGCCAGUAUCACGUGCAGUUCUUCGGUGAUGCUCCGGAAAGAGCCUGGAUAUUUGAGAAGAGCCUUGUGGCCUUUGAAGGAGAAGGGCAGUUUGAGAAAUUGUGUCAGGAAAGUGCUAAGCAGGCUCCCACCAAAGCUGAGAAAAUUAAGCUGUUGAAACCUAUUUCAGGGAAAUUGAGGUCCCAGUGGGAAAUGGGCAUUGUCCAGGCAGAAGAAGCUGCAAGCAUGUCAGUAGAAGAACGGAAAGCCAAGUUCACCUUUCUCUAUGUGGGGGGUCAGCUGCGCCUCAAUCCUCAAGUAGCUACAGAGGCUGGGGUUGCUGCCGAGCCUUUGGGAGGAGGGCCAGACUCCUCAGGGGCCGUUGAAGAGGCUGCUGUUGAUGCCAAGUCUGUGAGAGAAGAAGGUGUGCCCAUGAAGAGAAGGCGAAGAGGGAAGAGAUCCAGCUCCGCAGAGAACCAAGAGAGUGACCCUGGCACAGAAAAGAGUACUCCUCAAAAGGUGGCAGAGGCUGACCCCAAGAGAGGAGUAGGCUCACCUCCCGGAAGGAAGAAAGCCACGCCCUCUGCCCCACGGAGCAGGAGGGGAGACGCGGCUUCCCAGUUUCUGGUUUUCUGUCAGAAGCACAGGGAUGAGGUAGUGGCAGAGCACCCAGAUGCCGCAGGCGAGGAGAUUGAAGAACUGCUUGGAUCCCAGUGGAACAUGCUGAAUGAAAAGCAGAAAGCACGCUAUAACACCAAGUUUGCCCUAGUGACGUCUGCCCAGGGUGAAGAAGACGCUGGUAACGUCAGUGGGAAAAAAAGAAAUCACACAAAGAGGACAGAGGACCCUCCAGAAGAUGUCGAUGUGGACACACCCAGGAAAAGACUCAGGAUAGACAAACACGGUCUUCGGAAGAGAGAGACGAUCUCCGACAAAACAGCCCGAGCAAGCUCUUACAAGGCCAUGGAGGCAGCCUCCUCCUUGAAGAGCCAGGCAGCAACGAAAAAUCUGUCUGAUGCAUGCAAACCACUGAAGAAGCGACAUCGGGCUCCCGCAGCAACGUCUUCAGCUCUUGGGUUUAACAAAAGUUCAUCUCCUUCUGCAUCCUUAACUGAGAAUGAGCUUUUAUGGGAGCCCACAUCAGUCAAGUUGGACUUGAACUCAGCCGCCCUGUACCGCACUUAGAGUGAUGUAAUUCCCCAAGAUGUCUGCUGCAGGUGGUGUAUCAUCGUACACACUAAGUGACAUUUCUCUCACAAUCAUUUUAUGGAAGAUGUGUGAUAAUCUGUUUUUAUUGGUAUUAAUAAACACAUACAAUGAAGAAAACAGAUAACAAAUUUUAAGACCAAGGUAAGAUACCUAAUCAAGGCCAUUUAAUCAAUCACAUUCAUCUCAUAACAGAAACACGUUCAUAUUCCAGUGAUCAAUGUAGACUUCAGGUGGGAAAGGAGGCCCUUCGAUCCGUUGUCCCAGAGCUGUGACAGGACGCAUAUUGAAGGGGCCCUCCUGUUAGAGGCCGUUUUUCCUCUAGUUCAUAACUUACCGAAUUUUUAUGGAGAAAUGUCAGCAUCUGUUCUUUCAGAACCAACAGCACACAUUUAGAAGGUCCUCCCAACUAUUCUCCUUGCCAACGAAAUGUAUUCAAUACUGUAGAUAUUAAACUAAUUUCCAACAUAAAAGGCAGGAAGAGUUUUGGAUCUGUCCUUUUUUACUAAACACUUUUAUUAUGACACUAGACACAGUAAAUUUUUAGGAAAAAAAUUACCAUUUACAGUCUCGUUGUGAGCCAUUCACUCUUGAUCCAAUGACUGCUGCCUAGAGGACGCCAUGGGUUACUCAUGCCAACCAUAGCCCGAGUGGCUUUUGUAGAGCACUGGCAUCCUGUUUAAGUGUUGUGGCCGCAGGCGCCCCCCAUGGCUGCCCAGGUGUCGCGGGUUUGCAUGGGAGGAAAGGCUCCACUCGCCUCUUCAGCUCGAGUCAGAGUUGUUGCCACACAUGGGGCCACGCGAACUGUGCCUGGCUGCCCUCAACGCACUCCUCAGAUGUGUGCUGCCUGUGUGAAAGUGUCCGUUCCAAGCAUGUGAAACACUAGGGCGUCCAGCGCCUUUCAAGGACUCCAUGGCUCUGUGUGACCACGAUGGUAUAAUAAAAUAAUAAAGUCAUCAUUCCAUUUUUAUCUAAAAGUAUAAAUGUUGCUUUGGCAUGAAGAGUGAUCCUCUUGAUUACAUCGUGCAUGUGGAGACUAAAUAAACCCAAAAGUGGCGGAGGCCUAGGUUUGUUUGUGUGACGUAGUAGGAUUCUGGACUGUAGCUAUGGGCUGGUGAGCUGUCCCACUGGCUCUGCUCAAAUGUAGUGGGAGACGUGGUGGCAGACAUGUCCUAGGAGCUAAGUUGCAUUAUUCCUAAAGGACACAAAAGAGAGAGUAGUAGGUCUUUUUAACAUUCUCAGAAACACUAAAAAAUGGGAGUGGGAGGGGGCAUAAAAAAAACUGAUGGCAUAUAAAUGGCCCUGGUUCAGGCAGUCUCCCAAAAGCAAAAAUGCCAACUUGAAAUACGAAGGGAUUUCACUUGAAAUGACUGCAUGAUGAGUUUUGAGUGGAUGGUGAGGCCAGGUGGUCAGCCACGUGUGCAGGUGCAUCAUGGGUCAGCCAGUGGGCAGGCAUUUCCUCCUUGAUGAGGGGGUGAGGACUUCGAAGUGGCCUGGUGGGGCCCACGCCAUGCGCGGGGCCCUCAGCCGAGCACAGGGGCCUGGCUGAGGGGAGGCACCGCCCCACUCUGGGGGGAAUCGAGGUAGUGAGAGGGAUAGUCCCCUGUGUGGCAAAGUUUGUGAGAGUGUAGCCCUCAGCCUCCCAAGGAGGGCAUGUGGGCAAGGCAGCGGCUUGUUUGUCAUGAGCACAAACCUGCAUUAUGCUGCAGGAAUUCCUUAUUUCCUAAAGACAUCCGAAUAGAACAGCCCAUGUCUAGCCUCACAGCUGUUGAACUGAUGGCGUGGCCAUGCGGAGGAGCGUCCCGCGGCCCCCACUGGCUUGGUUCAGGUCGUCUUCAUGUACCAUGUUUGCCCGGAGAGCGUAGGUAGCUCUCAUGUAAGACGCCAGGCAUUCCAGAGAGGGGAGCGUGUCUGAGUGUAUCACAGUUUGGGUUGUAGCUACUGUAAAAGUGUGAGCCCUCUGCCACCCCAGAGCGAGCCUGUCAUGCACAUGCUGGCACAAGAGGCCUGAGCGCUGGGCCCCGAGAUCCUGGCGCUGACGCUGCGCCUCCGCCCCACGGACUCCUGCCUCCCAGCAGCUUUUCUUCAGAGCUGACGAAAAGCGAGUGUCACUCUCCAGUCGUGACACCUCUAGGUGUAGGUGCCACUCAAGACUCUAGUGCUCUUUUCAUCUAGUUCCAUCUGCGUUGCUAAGAGGAUAUUCCUGGAAACCAAGAAACCUAAGCAAAGCUUCACACCAAGGAAGCAAAACUUUAAAGGACCUCACUUGGAGGGGCCCUGUGUGAUGCAGGAGGGAUCUGUCAGUCCCUUGCCUCUUAAGCAGGGAGCAGCUCACUUGUGUGGGAGGGAGGUCUUAGACUGCGGUCUGAUUUCUGGGAUUUUGUUGAAGUAAUUCACACGGAAGCACAGGACAACUUAAGACAGGGUCCUCUGGGGUCAGAGGUCAGAUGAGGCAGAGGGAAGUAUCAUUGAUGGCAGAACAUGCUAGAGAGAAGGCUGAAGAAAACAGCAAAACCAAAACACCUAAUGGCAGAUGAGUAACUCCCACGCUGUCAGCCCACAGUUGGUUCUGGAUGCCUGUGGGCAUGGCCAGGUGAUAGGUGGUGACUGCCACCUGCUGGUCUGUGGCAGAAAUGCCCCACAAAGAAGAAUUCAGAUUCUACCUUAGCAUCUAGUUUCCUUAAAACAUAUUACCUAAUUGUGCACAACUAAAGUGACUGAACCAUGGGCUUGGUCAGGGCUUCACAGCGUGGUCAAGGGCAGUGCUGAUCUGAGUUGCUGUCCAUCCUCAAGUCCUGGUGUGCAUCCUGUGCAGGCCCUUGCUUCCUUCCACCUGCAUGAGCAGAACCAGGAGCUCUGGGUGAGCAAUUCAUUGCUGACCUCAGGGACCUGUGUGGGUCUGAGAUGCCCACACGAAGGCCACAUGAAGCCACAGUUCCUCUGUCUGUAGUGCAGGUGAGAAAUGGGACUGUUGGGACGGGUUUAGCACGCUGGCUUCCUUUCUCGGUCCCAGUUCUGAGGAACUGUACUCUGUCCAGGCAGCCAUUAGUGUGGCUGGCCAGUUCAGCUCCUGCUGUGAAGGUCAGCUUCUCUGCAAGACUCUGAAAUGUGCAGCAUAUUAUGCUUCUGAAAAUCAAUAGUUGAAUUACCUCAGUUUUUAAAAAUCUAAAAACAAAAAGUUGCAAAGGAUUGCUGUUUAUCUUUCAGAUUAGAAGUCUAAAUUGUCCUUUGCUGGAGAAACUGUAUACCACUCCACAGAAGGGCUUUCCUAAUAUGCUUCUUACUGACGUCUAUAAAGCUUUUUGGUUUUUGUUUUUAAGAAACAUACUUGACUCCUGUCUAUUUUAGGACUUUUGGAGAAAUGAUACUGAUUGUGAUUUUUUUCAGGUAUUGCUUUUAUUGUUUUACCUAGAAUAGUAGAAAUUUCACUAUAAUUUGUCUGCUUGUGAAGAAAAAUAGGCUGUCCUUAGCAGGAAAAAAAGUUGGGUUGGCAUUCUUUUUCUUGCUUGUACAGGAAGGGUGAGAGACAUACUCUGAGGGGCAUUUUUACCAGCAAGGGUACCCCUGUAACGAUAUGACAGGCCUCAUCUUGUCAGAUUUCCAUGUAACUGCGUGGUUCCAUGCUAGGUCCAUGUUUGUAAUUGUUUCUAGCCUACAUAGUUACUGAUUUUUUUGUGCACCUCUUUGGUAGGAUUUUGAGCAUGCUAAUCAUCUAGGGAUAAUCUGUUUUCAGAAAAUAGAAAUGAAAUAGGGUGGGGUCCUGAACUGGCUGCUUAACUAUGCCAGCCAGGCAAACUGGCAGUCUCCAAACCAAGACGUGGCCUGCUGCCGUGACCGGCCAGCCCAGGCCUUGGUGGGAGCAGUAGACGUGACCACCGUGCCCACAGCUGCCCUUACCCCUUGCUGUCCUCCUCAGGCUAUUGGACUCCACAGAAGCCUCGUAGAUUUAGGUGAAGCACAACAACACUCCCUGGGCUAGAAUGUGUGUGUGUGCGUGCGUGCGUGCGCGUGCGUGUGUGUGCGUGCACGCGCACACUUCCGUGUGUUCCUGUAACUUCUGGCCCAACCUUACCCUAGCAUUUAGGGGCAGCUGGGAAGCUUCUAGUUUUAUGUAACCCAAAGGGUCAUUUUUAAUUUAAAAAAAAGCUGAAUUUUAGUAAUUUUAGAUGAUGAACGACUUACUUUAAAAUUAUUUUAAUUCCACUCUCAAUAUUUCACUGUGAUGUUAACUUGGAAGACCUGUCUGAGAUUAGUCCUUUUAAUUUGAAGCUCAUUAUAUCUGCUGAGCACAGGAUUCUUGCCAUCUGUAAACCCCGAACAUUCUGUGAAAUACUUCUAGUUAUCAUAUUUUUCCUUUACAAAAGCAUAACUUAAAAAACAAUUGUUGGUUUAUAGAAAUAUUUAUUGUUCAAGGUCUGUAAUUGUAUUUUUAAAUGAUGUAGUAUUCAACUUGUGAAGGGAUUUGUUUUGUCAAACCAUUAAAAACUCGAUGUGUGUAACAGCACGUGAAAGGGGUGGGCUUCCUGUGGCAGCCAUGGGGUGAACCUCCUGGUGGCCACACUGCUCCUGGCAGGUGUUUGGAAGAUGCCUGCUGGUCACAUGUUGAGGUGAAGCCAUCUUGAAAGCCCCUGAGGUAGAUGGAGGAGGCUGCGUCCCCUGUCCCUGGAGCAGUGUAUGUCUAAGGCAGAUAGGUGACUCCGCACUGUCACAUACUGAAUAGAGAGGAGAAAGUAUUUUCAGACUCCAGGAAACUUUGGAAAGUCAGGAACUAAGCUGCUUGGAAAUCAGUGCCACAAAAUGUGGCCUUGGUGGACGCGGGAAGCGACAGGAAAGUUCUUGACAGUCUGUGUCCGGUCAGUCGCUACUUUUCUUUUUCCUAAUUCGCCCUGUUGGAUGUGGAGUAGAUCAUAGAUGUCGUAGACUGAGAGCUGGGACUGUGUUGGGACCGGCAGGUGAUGUGUCACUCCCACAAAUGGCAUCUCCGAGUAAGCCUGCUGCCUGUUGCGCGUGGAGGUGGAGCCCACAGCUGGAAUGAGGCGCAUGCUCGGCUCUCCUUGCAGUUGUUUGCUGAGCAGAGAGCCGAGGGACCCUCCUGACUGGCUGGGGGGCUGGAGGGUGAGGGUGGGGCCUGCUGCAAUCCUGUCAUGGACUGUGAUAUUGUAAGGUCUGUAUUUUGUAUGUGGAUCUCAGAUUCCAUCAGGAAAAGAGCCUUAUGUGUGUCAUUAACAUUUAUAUUUCCAUUCAAAAUCUGUAUUCAGUGUUUUAUUUCCUCAAAACAAACUUUGUUAAUUUAGGAAAUAUCUCCAAGUGGAAACGUGCUAACUUUCUGUAAAUCUUAAAUAAAAGGUGCUGUUCCUUCCUCUGA